GAUGGGGCACUGGAUAAGACGGCUCUCACAGACGAUGUGGGGAGCGAGGAGGACCUGUACGAGGACUUCCGGAGCUCCAACCACCGCUACGGCCACCCUGGGGGAGGCGGAGAGCAGCUUGCCAUCAACGAGCUCAUCAGUGAUGGCAGCGUGGUGUACGCAGAAGCCCUCUGGGACCAUGUCACAAUGGAUGACCAAGAGCUGGGGUUCAAGGCUGGUGAUGUCAUUGAAGUAAUGGAUGCUACCAACAAGGAGUGGUGGUGGGGAAGGAUUCUGGACAGCGAAGGCUGGUUUCCUGCCAGCUUUGUACGGCUGCGAGUGAACCAGGAUGAACCCAUGGAGGAUUAUCCCCUGAAGGUAGAAGGUGGCAAAGAGGACGACUCCAGCAGUGGCACCCGCCGCUUCGGGAUGGGGCAGACCACCAAAGAUCAGAUGAGGACCAAUGUCAUCAAUGAGAUCAUAAGCACAGAGAGAGACUACAUCAAGCACCUGAAGGACAUCUGUGAGGGUUACAUUAAGCAGUGUCGCAAAAGAGCUGACAUGUUUACAGAAGAACAGCUGAAGACAAUCUUUGGGAAUAUUGAGGACAUCUACAGGUGCCAGAAGAAAUUUGUUAAAGCACUAGAGAAGAAAUUCAACAAGGACCACCCACAUUUGAGUGAGGUCGGCUCCUGCUUCUUGGAAUAUCAAACCGAGUUUCAGAUAUACUCCGAAUACUGCAACAACCACCCCAACGCCUGCAUGGAGCUGUCCCGCCUCACCAAAGUCAACAAGUACGUCUACUUCUUUGAGGCCUGCCGCCUGCUGCAGAAGAUGAUCGACAUCUCUCUGGAUGGGUUUCUGCUGACUCCUGUGCAGAAGAUCUGCAAAUAUCCACUGCAACUGGCUGAGCUGCUCAAAUACACCAACCCCCAGCACAGGGAUUUCAAAGAUGUCGAAGCUGCCUUAAAUGCCAUGAAGAACGUUGCUCGGCUCAUCAACGAGAGAAAGCGGCGGCUGGAAAACAUCGACAAGAUUGCUCAGUGGCAGAGCUCGAUAGAAGACUGGGAGGGUGAAGACGUCCUGGUCAGAAGCUCAGAACUCAUCUAUUCCGGGGAGCUGACCAAAAUCUCUCCCCCUCAAGCCAAGAGCCAACAGAGGAUGUUCUUCCUCUUUGAUCACCAGCUGGUCUGCUGUAAGAAGGACCUUUUGCGCCGGGACAUCCUGUAUUAUAAGAGCCGGAUCAACAUGGAUGAUAUGGAAAUACUGGAUGUAGAAGAUGGGAAGGACAAGGACUUCAAUAUCAGCGUGAAAAAUGCAUUUAAGUUGCACUGCAGAGACACCGAGGAAGUCCACCUCUUCUGUGCAAAGAAGCCCGAGCAGAAACAGCGCUGGCUGAAGGCAUUUGAGAAUGAGAGGAGACAGGUUCAGCUCGACCAGGAGACAGGUUUUUCAAUCACAGAGGUGCAGAAAAAGCAGGCAAUGCUGAAUGCCAGCAAGCAGCACCACAGUGGGAAGCCUAAAGGUGAGAAGAGAUGUCCUGUCACCAGGCCCUACUACGACUUCCUGAUGCGGCAGAAGCAUCCCACCCUGCCCACCACGCUCCCUCAGCAGCAAGUCUUCAUGCUGGCAGAGCCCAAGCGCAAGCCCUCGAACUUCUGGCAGAACAUCAGCAGGCUGACGCCCUUCCGGAAAUAA
Molecule: messenger RNA, 1677 nt
Organism: Mesitornis unicolor (brown roatelo)
Lineage: Eukaryota; Metazoa; Chordata; Aves; Mesitornithiformes; Mesitornithidae
Gene: ARHGEF4
Product: Rho guanine nucleotide exchange factor (GEF) 4
Exons: 11
Coding region: 187-1677 (496 amino acids)
Biological process (GO): intracellular signal transduction
Molecular function (GO): protein binding; guanyl-nucleotide exchange factor activity
Source: RefSeq, a predicted model, not a curated record